AUGGAAACCCUUGGCCACGAGCACCAGAAUCCCGUUCCAGAAUGGGUGGCCGGGAUGGUGGGCAGUCUGUCUGCCACUCUCAUGGCACUUGUGAUCGUUAUCAAUGCCGUGGCGGCCAAGCCAAAAGAUUCCGGCGAAAGGGAUCACUACCGCACGGGCAUGUUACUGAGCUUCUUUGGUGGCCAGCUCUCAGCUUCUGUCAUUGCUAGCUACUUUCUGUGGUUCGUGCUCACGCUGUCGGUGAUGGUUCCAUUCUUUUGGUUCUCUGAGCCAGAGCAGCCAAGAGCAAUAAAAGCAGGAGGUAAUAUUACUGCCUCCAUCAACUUCUGUGAAGGUCCUGAUUUUCACCAUUCCGAUGUGCUGGCAGAGCCAGUUAACGUGGCUACAUCGAUGCUUUUCUAUAUGCCGGUUGGUCUCAUUGGCCUCCUGGGACCAGCUUGGAAAGAAGGAAGGUGCGAGCUGCGUUUCUUCCUGUGCUACGGGGGCGUGGCCCUUGUUGGAAUUGGUUCCGGAGCGCUUCAUGCAUCGUUGGAUGCAGUAGCGCAAGCUGGAGAUGAGCUCCCCAUGCUGUAUGCCAGUGCUAUGCUAGCAUACUGCUGUGCAGACUUCUUCUUAACAAAGCGAGGCUGGGGCCGCGCUGCAGCGUGGUUACCCUGGAUCACAGCAUUCAUUACAGCAGGGAACACUGUCCUGUAUGUUGCUUCUCGAGAUGAUUUUGGCAUUUUUGCCGCCACCUUUGCAGCCUACGUCUCCGUCCCCGUGCUCUACUUCAGUUGCUACUGCUUGCAAUGGACGUCGGCCAUUUCCAACGACGCCAUCGAAGGCCCUAUCCGCUACCAGGUGAUUAGACCUUUGAGUUUGGCCUUGGGGGCUAGCCUUGCAAUGGGUGGCAUGUGCUGGGCCAUGGAGAUGGGGAUGUGCUCUGCCGUGAUUAAUUAUCAGCGGCUUGGCGAUGACUGGGCACCUUUUCUUUGGCGCUAUGUGCUACACUCCCUUUGGCAUGCUGGCACAGCCAUGGCUGCAAUGCUGAUGAUCCAAAAUUUGCUUGUGGUGCGAGGCAUGCAGAUGGGCUGGGGCCACCCAAAGUUGGAAUGGUAUGGACUGCCCUAUGUCCGCUUCAACGUGAAGGCAGACUAA
Messenger RNA from Durusdinium trenchii, 1137 nucleotides. Lineage: Eukaryota; Dinophyceae; Suessiales; Symbiodiniaceae. The record is from the annotation of a GenBank genome assembly.